This is a messenger RNA of Maylandia zebra (zebra mbuna), 2355 nucleotides long. Its product is annotated as stonustoxin subunit alpha-like. Gene Ontology annotation, molecular function: protein binding. The record is from RefSeq and is a predicted model, not a curated record. Lineage: Eukaryota; Metazoa; Chordata; Actinopteri; Cichliformes; Cichlidae.
UUUCACACUAAAAUUCCAGUUGUUGCUCGCUGCCUAAAGGAAACAUGGAUUCAAAAAUAAUGGAGGUGGCUGCUCUGGGUCGACCUUUCACCUUAGGGAUGCUCUAUGAUGCCCGGAGUGAUAAACUCAUCCCAGGUGUCACACUGUGGGAUGCUAAAACUCUGCAGGAGAAGUCAGUGGAGAAAAAUCAGCACAGCAGUGAAUUUGAAGUCAGUGCGUCUGAUUCCACUAAAACAAAAUCCUCUCUGCUGGAUGUUAAUGCUUCACUAAAGGCCAGUUUCCUGGGUGGACUCAUUGAAGUUGGAGGAUCAGCCAAGUAUCUGAAUGAUAACAAGAAAUCUCACCAUCAGAGUCGAGUCACACUUCAGUACAAAGCUACCACCAAAUUCAAACAGCUGAUGUUGACUCCUGAUGAAACCAAGAACACCCAACAAGCAGAAGAUGUGAAGAAUUUGGCGACACAUGUAGUCACAGGAAUCCUUUAUGGAGCAAAUGCUUUCUUUGUGUUUGACAGUGAGAAGUUAGAUGAUAGCAGCAUUCAAGUCAUCGAGGGCAGCAUGCAAGCAGUGAUAAAGAAGAUCCCCUCAUUUAAUGUUGACGGGAAAGUUGACAUCAAGCUGAGUGAUGAAGAAAAAGCUGUGACUGAUAAAUUCACCUGCAAGUUCUAUGGAGACUUCAUCCUUGAAAGCAACCCUGGAACAUUUGAAGAUGCAGUGAAGACAUUCAUCCAACUUCCAAAACUACUGGGAGAAAACAGAGAAAACUGUGUUCCACUGAAGGUCACACUGAUGCCUCUGAAGAUUUUAGAUCCAGAAGCUCCUGAGGCAGUGACUGAGAUCAGCAUUGGACUUGUUAUAAAGGCUCAAGAUGCUCUGAAGGACCUCUAUAACCUGGAAAUAAGAUGCAAUGAUCUGCUGGACGACAGAGUGGUGAGAAGCUUUCCACAGAUACAAGAAAAGUUGAGCAGAUUCAAGAAGCUCUGUCAGUAUUUCAGAUCUUCAAUCCAGAAAACAAUGGCUGAGAAACUUCCCUCCAUCAGGGCAGGUGAGGAAGAUAAGCAGGAAUUAGUGAAAGUGUUUUAUGACAGAGACAAGUCACCGUUCAGUCAGGAGAGAUUAACCAAGUGGAUCAAAGAUGAAGAGAGAGAAGUCACCAUCAUCAGGUACUUUGUAGACAUGAUGGAGGGAACAAAGAUCAUCUCAGAUCAGUCUGAGCUGGACAGAGAGGUGUUUAAACCAGGAGUAGAGGAAGUUCUCUGCUUUGUUUUCACCUCCCUGAAAUCCACUGACCCAUAUCUGCAGAACAUGUCUGACUACUUGGAGAAAAAGAAACUGGAAGGUACUGAUGGUAACACUCCACCUACCCAGGACCAAUGGUACCGCUCAGAUGAAGCGAUAAAGCAGAUGACAGAAAAGGCCGAAGCGGUGAAAAACUGCAGCAGACUGUUUAUAACAGCCAUUCAAAAUGACCAAUACAAAGGAGGAAGUAUCUACCACUACAGGAACACAAACCUGGUCACUGAUGAUUUCUCAGGACCUGAUGUCACUGAUGUGGAAAAGGUGACGAACAGGAGAGAUCUGACCUGUUAUGCCUGUGGUCUCACCGUGGAUCCAAACACAGUAAACAACAACCUCAUCCUGUCUGAAGGAAACAAGAAGGUGACAAACGGAGAGUGGCAGUCGUAUCCCGACCAUCCUGAGAGAUUUGAAGUUUGGCCUCACUUUCUGUGCAGAGAGGCUCUGACUGGGCGCCAUUACUGGGAGGUAGAACUGAAUAUGAAUAAAGGUGCAGAUGCUGCUGCUGCUGUUUGCUACAGAAAAUUAGAGAGAAAGGGAAAAGGUAGACUGACUGGGUUCGGGUGGAAUAACAUCUCCUGGUCUUUGGGCUUUAAAUGGGACCCAGACCCAACUUACUAUGCAGAGCAUGAUAGUAUGACCACUAAUCACCCACUUCCACCUUCUGGCUGCCCCAGACUGGGAGUGUUUCUGGAUUGGCCUGCAGGGACUCUGUCCUACUACACAGUCUCAUUUAAUAAACUGAGUCACAUUCACACCUUCAGGACCAAAUUCUCUGAGCCUGUUGUUCCAGCCUUCAAGGUCUGCAGCAAAAACAGCUCCGUGUUGCUCUGUCUGUAAACUUGAUGCCACAUAAUUCAGUUCAGCUUUUUACACCAGAGCUGUAUAAAUGUGCCAUCAUGUCGGUCACAUUUAGUUAUUUAAUUUAUGACAACCAAUCAGCCUGUAUGAUCACAGCUAACAGACACUUAGAGCAUCUUUUCCGGAAAAAAAACCAGAUUGUUUUUGCUAGAUAUAUUUGGAUUUGUGUUCACAUAAAUGGGGCCCCACAUUAACCUCC